AUGAUCGAUCCUGAUGAACCAUUUUAUUGGCAAGAUUGGGAAAUUUUUAAUGUUAAGUUUUGGGCCUUACGUUAUUGUUUAUUUUCAGCACUCGGACGCAAACAGAUAGAGUUAAAGGAAUUGUUAAAAGGAGCACAUUAUUCAGAUAAUUUAGAUGUGAAUGCAAAUGUGGAUAUCCCUGAUCACGUUAGCACGCAUUAUCUUAUUCAUCGAUUUCCUCCUUCUGAUGCUAAUUAUGAUAUGUUAAAUACUGAGGGUAAAACUUGUAAUAUUUCACUUAAAGAUAAUAGUAAAAUUUGUAAAAAUGGAGGAGGGGCAGAAGGAGAUGGGUUUUGUUUCUUGAUAAUUAAUGGGAGGCCAAUGUUUUUGUCGUUUCAAAUGAAGUGGCGAGAGCAAGAUUCAACGAAACCUGAAAAAAUUGAUGAUGGUUUAAUCAAAGAGGAGUAUGAAAAGUCUAAAAAAGUCGCAGAAAAGAUUGGUUUGGGUGAUAACUGGUUACUGCUGAUUUUAUCAAAUCGUGAGAGUACCUAUACAAAGGACCUACUACCAAAUUGUGCUAUUGUUUACAAAGAUAAUUUUAAUAAUUUUUAUGGUAAAAUAUAUUUGUCACGUGCUCAAUUUUUCGCAGCUCAAGACAAAGUUCCUAUUAAUACGGCAAGAUUUUGUGAAAUACGAGCUAUAUAUG
Molecule: messenger RNA, 685 nt
Organism: Funneliformis mosseae
Lineage: Eukaryota; Fungi; Glomeromycota; Glomeromycetes; Glomerales; Glomeraceae
Source: the annotation of a GenBank genome assembly